This is a messenger RNA of Jaculus jaculus (lesser Egyptian jerboa), 960 nucleotides long. It is a transcript of the gene Asb12, whose product is annotated as ankyrin repeat and SOCS box containing 12. The transcript is spliced from 2 exons. The record is from RefSeq and is a predicted model, not a curated record. Gene Ontology annotation, molecular function: protein binding. Lineage: Eukaryota; Metazoa; Chordata; Mammalia; Rodentia; Dipodidae.
AUGAGAAUAGUCUUCUUCUAGUAAGCCAGGAUGAACCUCAUGGACAUCACCAAGAUCUUCUCCCUUCUGCAGCCCGAAAAGGAGGAGGAAGACACUAAUACAGGGGAGAAACAGGCUCUCAAUCAGGCAGUAUAUGACAAUGAUGCCUCUACCUUGGACCAGCUUCUACGACAGGAAUGUUACAAGCGUUUCAUCAAUAGCAGGAGUGGUUGGGGUGUACCUGGGACACCUUUGCGCUUGGCAGCUUCUUAUGGCCACUUAAGCUGUUUGCAGGUCCUCCUGGCACAUGGUGCUGAGGUUGAUAGCUUGGAUGUUAAAGCACAGACACCACUUUUCACUGCUGUUAGUCAUGGCCAUCUGGACUGUGUACGUGUGCUUUUAGAAGCUGGUGCCUGUCCUGGUGGCAGCAUCUACAACAACUGUUCUCCUGUGCUCACUGCUGCACGUGAUGGUGCCCUUGCCAUCCUGCAGGAGCUACUAGGCCAUGGUGCAGAGGCCAAUGUCAAGGCCAAACUCCCAGUCUGGGCAUCAAACAUAGCUUCAUGUUCUGGCCCCCUCUAUUUGGCUGCAGUCUAUGGGCACCUUGAUUGUUUUCGCUUGCUUUUGCUUCAUGGGGCAGAUCCUAAUUACAACUGCACUGACAAGGACCUAUUGGCCCGUGUUCCACGGCCCCGCACCCUCAUUGACAUCUGCCUUCACCAUAAUUGUGAGCCAGAGUAUAUCCAGUUGUUAAUAGAUUUUGGUGCUGAUAUAUACCUUCCAUCUCUUCCCCUGGACCUGACCUCAAAAGAUGAUAAAAGUAUCAAUUUGCUGCUACAGGCCAGAGCUGUUCCACGGUCACUCCUUUCUCAGGCCCGAUUAGUUAUCCGAAGAGCCUUGUGCCAAGCCAACCAUCCACAAGCCAUCGACCAGCUGGAUAUUCCCUCUGUGUUGAUUAGCUACCUCAAACACCAAUUAUAA